Messenger RNA from Thyridium curvatum, 1497 nucleotides. RefSeq lists its product as uncharacterized. Gene Ontology annotation, biological process: ergosterol biosynthetic process. Gene Ontology annotation, cellular component: lipid droplet; mitochondrial outer membrane; endoplasmic reticulum membrane. NCBI's taxonomy places the organism in Eukaryota, Fungi, Ascomycota, Sordariomycetes, Thyridiales, Thyridiaceae. The record is from RefSeq and is a predicted model, not a curated record. Gene Ontology annotation, molecular function: 3-beta-hydroxysteroid 3-dehydrogenase (NADP+) activity. The coding region runs from base 1 to 1497 and encodes 498 amino acids. The transcript has 2 exons.
AUGGCGGCGCCUUGGGACAAAGCUCCUCCCGAGGACCAAUGGUUCGUCUUGGUCACCGGGGCCAAUAGUGGUGUAGGUCUCGGCAUCGGCCAGCGCCUGAUCGAUGAUUUCCUCGCCCAGCGCUCCGCCUCCUCCCACCUGAUCCUCAUAAUCACGACUCGAAGCUCCAGGAAAUCACAAGAGACGGUCUAUUCACUCAGGAAACAUGCAAAGAGGACAGUCGAGUCAUCCACGGUCCUCAGGUCAAGGAUAGGCCCCUCGUACCGGCCCGCCGAUGCGCUGCGGCGCAUCCACAUCCUCAGCAUCCAGCUCGACCUCUGCACCCUACCCUCUGUGUACAAGGCUGCCGACCAGCUCAUCAACGGAGCCCUGAGCAGCCCCAGCGACGACCCUGCGUUCGAGCCCCUCGACAGCGUACGGAUACCACGGCUUGACUCGGCCAUCUUCAACGCCGGCAUGGGAGGCUGGACCGGCCUCAACUGGCUCCUGGUCUUCAAGUGCAUCCUCACCACCGGCCUCAUCCAGUCCUUCACGUACCCUACCUUCAAGGACUCCACCGGCGGCCUGCUCGUGGACCCUCUCGACGGCAAGCCGACCACCCUAGCCAAGGCCAAGUCCAGCGACCGCCUCAUGGGCGAGGUCUUUUGCGCCAACGUCUUUGGCCACUACAUCUUCGGCCACGAGCUCCUGCCUCUGCUGGGCCGCACCGCAGACAGCAAGCUGCCUCCCGGUCGCAUCAUCUGGGAGAGCAGCGUCGAGGCCUUCUCCUGGGACAACCACUCCCUCGACGACUUCCAGGGCCUGCGCACCAUCGCCGCCUACGAGAGCACCAAGCGCCUCACCGACGUGCUCGCCCUGACCGCGGACCUCCCCGGCGUCCGCCCUUACUCGGCCCCUUACUUCCGCUGCUCCGACUCCGACUCUGGCAACAAGAACAAGAACAAGGACAAGAACGAGAAGAUCGAGAUCGCCGUGCCGCCGCGCCACUACCUCGCCCACCCGGGCGUCGUCGUCACCACCAUGUUCCCGCUCAACGUCUUCCUCUUCUACGCCUACAAGCUGGCCAUGUACAUCGCCCGCUGGCUCGGCUCCCCCUGGCACACGGUGCGCGCCUACACGGGCGCCGCGGCCCCCGUCUGGCUCGCCCUGCAGCCGCAGCCCUUCCUCGACGCCGUGCGCGCCGAGAGGGCCAAGUGGGGGUCCGGGGCGUCGCGCUGGGCGGGGGCGAGCCUGGUCAAGAAGUCCGAGGUCGAAGGGUGGGGGUGGGAAGGCGCCGUCGUCGCCGAGGGGGCGCUCGAGCGCGACGACGGGGAGGAGGAGGAGGAGGAGGAGACGGGCCUGAUGAGGAAGCGGGUCGGGCGCAAGAGCGGCGCGGCCGACACGACGCGGGAGAGGCUCGAGGAGUUUGAGGCGCUCGGCGCGCAGUGCUGGAGGGAGAUGGAGCGCCUGCGCGGCGACUGGGAGGAGCGGCUCGGCGCGCAUCGCGAGGGCUCUUGA